Colletotrichum siamense is the source of this 936-nucleotide messenger RNA. Its product is annotated as putative oxidoreductase. Bases 1 to 936 code for a protein of 311 amino acids. The transcript is spliced from 3 exons. NCBI's taxonomy places the organism in Eukaryota, Fungi, Ascomycota, Sordariomycetes, Glomerellales, Glomerellaceae. Gene Ontology annotation, molecular function: oxidoreductase activity, acting on the CH-OH group of donors, NAD or NADP as acceptor. Gene Ontology annotation, cellular component: cytoplasm. The record is from RefSeq and is a predicted model, not a curated record.
AUGGCUUCCUGGGACGCCAAGGGCAAGUUCGCCGUCGUCACCGGCGCUGGCAGCGGUAUCAACCUUGCAUUUGCCGAGCAGCUUCUCACAGCAGGCUGCUCCGUUAUCUUUGCUGACAUUGCUCUGCGUCCGGAGGCAGAGGAACUCAUCGCCAAAUAUCCCCAUCCAUCCAAAGAUGAGUCGCCAUCUGCCGUCUACCACAAGAUGGAUCAGUCCAACUGGGCUCAGGUAUCAGAGACGUGGGAGUUUGCCCUAAAGACGUUUGGCAGGGUCGACCUUCUCUGCCCCGGAGCUGGCAUCUGGGAGCCCCCAACAAGCGCUUUCUGGGAUCUUCCGGGUGUCUCGCCGCUGGCCCAGGAUGACCCAAACGCUGCCCCCGGAGUGUACAACAUCUUCGCCGUCAACGCGAUGGGGCCCAUUCGUUUCGCUCAGAUCGCCAUCGACUACUGGCUGCAGAACAAGAUUGCAGGCAACUUGAUCUUCGUGUCGUCCCUGAGCGCAUACCUCCCAACCAUCGGCACGCCGCUCUACAACGCCACCAAGGGCGCUCUCAACUCCUUCACUCUGAGCCUGGCCCAGAUGAAGGCCCGCCUCGGCAUCCGAGUCGCGUCCAUGUGCCCCGCGACCACGUUCACACCAGCAGUGCUCCAACCGUACUGCGUAGGAAAAGUUCGCGAGCAAGACAUGAACAUGUCGGCCAAGGAGUGUGCCGAGGUAAUGCUGCGCAUAGUGACGGACGCCGCGUAUGGUGACGGGCAAGUUGUCGAGGCUAUGCAGUUUGGGAGCAAGGAGAAGUCGGAUGUGAGGGUGCGUGUGGUGCCGUACCAGAGCCUGCUGCCCGACAUUGACUUUGAGGGUGAUUUCAGCGGGAAAAACAUCCUGGUGGAGGAAGAGAAGCUGUGGCAAAAGUUGAAGACGGAGGGUGUGAGGUCAUGA